AUGUCAAUCCGGGUAUUAUUACAAUGUAACAAAAAAGUCAGCAUAACCAAGGCGUUCUUUGAACGCGACGCGUCAGACGAUGAAUUCAAGGACAACUCCGAAACCUUAACACAGAAGCUACACGUAGGCAAAUUAAUGGGGCCCUCUUUUCUUCUUUUUGGAUAUAUAUUCCAAAUCCCACCUCCUCAGUACAAUAACGCAAGAAACAUGAGUUCCUCAACAGAAAAUAAUACCUGUGCUAUUUGCUUGGGUGAUGUCACAACAGGGCAAGCCAUCUUUACAGCCGAGUGCUCCCAUUUGUUCCACUUUGGCUGCAUUGGCAAUAGUGUCUCACAUGGCAAUUACAAUUGCCCUAUUUGCCGUGCCAAAUGGAAUUGUCUCCCUUUCCCUAUGCCCAACAUCAACCCUAGUGUUCCACCUUCACAAUUCCCUACUCACUUCUCCGAUGUUUCUCGAACACCGGUGCUGCCACCCACUCCAUCUGAGCCCGAGUCUCUUGUUUUCAAUGAUGAUGAGCCCUUACCCACAAUCACAACAGACCCUACCUCUUCUUCUUCUUCUUCAUUUGCUGGUCUGCAAAGUGUCAAUAUCAAGUCCAUUCCUGAACGUCCUGCGCUAGCAGCUUCUGAAUCCAUCUCUCAGUUUGCAGUUCUUGUCGGAGUGCGUGCACCUCCACUAUCAGAUAAUGCACGUCACCUUGAGCGAGCGCCUAUUGACCUUGUUAAUGUACUAGAUGUUAGUGGCAGUAUGCAUGGCUCAAAGUUACAUCUCCUGAAGCGUGCUGUUCACUUUGUCAUAGAUAACUUGGGACCUUCUGACCGACUUUCAAUAGUUUCUUUCUCAUCUGCUGCUCAGAGAGUCUUUCCCUUGCGCAGAAUGACAGGCAAUGGCCGUGAAGAUGCUAAAAGGGCUGUCGAUUCACUUCGAGCAAGUGGAAUGACUAAUAUUGUGGAAGGCCUGAAGAAGGGGGUUCGUGUUCUAGAAGAAAGGCUUCAACAGAAUCCAGUUGCAAGCAUCAUAUUCUUAUCUGAUGGAAUGGAUACUUGCUACCGUAGGUCAAUAAUUCAAAAUUCCUCAAAUCCAGGACAGAGUCCUAGACUAAAUCCCGAAUAUCUACAUCUUUUGCCUGAUUCAAUCUGUCCUAGAAGAAGAGGAAGCCAAGAUGAAAGCCAGCAGCAAAGAUUUCCAGUCCACACAUUCGGUUUUGGUACGGAUCAUGAUCCUGUUGCAAUGCAUGCCAUUUCCGAUGAAUCAGGUGGCACCUUCUCUUUCAUUGAAUCUUAUGAGAUGGUGCAAGAUGCUUUUGCAAGCUGCAUUGGUGGUCUUCUAAGCGUGGUGUGUCAAGAACUGCGAAUAACUGUGAGGUCAGCAUCAAAUGGGGUGGAAAUCAUAUCAAUUCCUUCGGGAAGAUAUGCGAGUGAAAUCUCUGAUCAAGGAUGUCAAGGUGUAAUCAAUGUUGGGGACCUGUAUGCGGAUGAGGAAAAAGAAUUUCUUGUCAACCUGUCGGUUCCAGUACUUCGAGGUGCUGAAGAUGAAGAAAAUGAGGGAAAGACAUCGAUUUUGGAUAUAGCGUGUUCUUAUAGAGAUGUCAUAUCAAAAGAGAUGGUCCGUGUAGAAGGUGACCUAGUCGAGAUACGUCGACCGAAAGUUUUGUCCCCCCAAGAUAUGGCAGUUAACUUGGAAGUAGAUCGGCAGAGAAAUCGUCUGUCAGCAGCAGAAGGCAUUGCCGAGGCUCAAAGGAUUGCAGAGACUGGAAAUCUAAGUGGUGCAAGGGCUGCACUGUCAAGAAGGAGGGCAUGUCUUCAUGUUUCAGCAGCUGGCCAAGCAGGGGAUGGUCUCAGUAACUGGCUUGAAUCCGAGCUUAAAGAAACUGAACAAAGAAUGAGAAGUCGUCAGUCGUACAACCUAGCAGGACGAGCUUAUGCACUCUCAGGAAUAAGCUCACAUGCCUAUCAAAGAGCCACAACUAGAGGGAGUGUAGUGCCGGGAGCAGAAGCACAUCGAAACUCGAGUGCUGCUGGUGAUGUCCCUACAGAUUUAGCUGCUCCUGCUGCAAAUAAUGUUAUUUUUGGAGCCUACACAACUCCCAAUAUGGCCCAUAUGGUGAAUAAGUCUAUGCAACUCAACCAGUCGAGUUCAUCGACUCCGAUCCAUGCUCCCACUCCCACUCCCACUCCCACUCCCACUCCAACUCCAACUCCAACUCCUACUCCUCCUACUCCAACUCAUGAGUAG
Molecule: messenger RNA, 2235 nt
Organism: Fraxinus pennsylvanica
Lineage: Eukaryota; Viridiplantae; Streptophyta; Magnoliopsida; Lamiales; Oleaceae
Source: the annotation of a GenBank genome assembly